This is a messenger RNA of Solea senegalensis (Senegalese sole), 2411 nucleotides long. RefSeq names its product heterogeneous nuclear ribonucleoprotein K (gene hnrnpk). Bases 243 to 1544 code for a protein of 433 amino acids. Lineage: Eukaryota; Metazoa; Chordata; Actinopteri; Pleuronectiformes; Soleidae. The transcript is spliced from 17 exons. The record is from RefSeq and is a predicted model, not a curated record. Gene Ontology annotation, molecular function: mRNA binding. Gene Ontology annotation, cellular component: cytoplasm; nucleus. Gene Ontology annotation, biological process: regulation of transcription by RNA polymerase II; regulation of mRNA splicing, via spliceosome.
AUCGCCACUUGAACAUUCCAUGUUCGGUAGAGAAGAAAGUGGAAGAGCAAGGUCUCGCACCGCAGGUCGAAGCAGCUGUUUGGUUCUUGCGUGUUUAGUACCGCCUACCAACACGCCCUUGUCCUUAUAAUAAAUAUCGACUACCAGAGCUCACAGGGGCCAGCUUCGUGCCUGUCUACAUCUGCUGUCGCCAGUUCUCUGUGCCGAGGUGCCCAGCCCAUCUCUUCUACUCCAAGAAGACCAUGGACACAGACAUUGAACAGCACGACGAAUCAUUUAGCAACAAUGAAUCUAACGGUAAGCGCCCUGCUGAGGAGGCAGAUGAGCAGAAAUCCUUCAAGCGCUCCAGGAACUCGGAGGAGAUGGUUGAGCUUCGCAUCCUCCUGCAGAGCAAAAAUGCAGGAGCAGUAAUUGGAAAGGGUGGCAAAAACAUCAAAGCCCUGCGUACAGACUACAAUGCCAGUGUGUCAGUCCCAGACAGCAGUGGGCCUGAGCGCAUCCUGAGCAUCAGUGCCGACAUCGAGACAGUUGGAGAAAUCCUGCUGAAGAUUAUCCCAACACUGGAAGAGUACCAGCAGUACAAUGGUAUGGAUUUUGACUGUGAGUUGCGCCUGCUAAUCCACCAGAGCCUUGCUGGCUCAAUCAUUGGGGUGAAGGGAGCCAAGAUCAAGGAGCUCCGGGAGAACACAAAAACCAGCAUCAAGCUGUUCCAGGAGUGCUGUCCUCAGUCGACAGACCGUGUUGUGCUGGUUGGUGGUAAAACGGAAAGAGUGGUGGAGUGCAUCAAGACUAUGCUGGAGCUCAUCGCUGAAGCUCCUAUUAAGGGCCGUGCACAACCCUACGACCCCAACUUCUAUGAUGAAACGUAUGAAUAUGGUGGAUUCACCAUGAUGUUUGAAGAGAGGGGUAGUGGCCGUAGACUUAUGGGAGGGUUCCCCAUGCGCGGUGGAAGGUCCAGUGGUGGAGACCAUGGGUUUGAUAGAAUGUCCUCUAGCAGAGGGGUACGUGGACCCAUGCCACCUUCUCGCCGGGAUUAUGAUGAAAUGAGCCCCCGUCGCGGCCCUCCACCCCACCCGAGUCGAGUCAGCAGGGGGAGUAGUCGUGGACGCAAUAUGUCCAUGGGACACCCACACAGAGGAGGAGAUGAUCGUUACUAUGACUCGUACCGUGGCUCAGAUGAAAGGUCAACUGACAGAAGGAGCAGACCGGAUCGCUAUAGCGAUAGCAUGAGUGGAGGAAGCUAUGAUAACAGUUCCUCCUGGGAUAACUACCAUUCAGGACGUGGCUCCUAUAGUGACAUGGGAGGGCCUGUCGUCACCACACAAGUGACGAUCCCCAAAGAUCUGGCUGGGUCUAUUAUUGGUAAGGGAGGUCAGCGGAUCAAACAGAUCCGCCAUGAGUCCAGCGCCUCCAUCAAAAUCGAUGAGCCCCUGGAAGGUUCCGAGGACCGAAUCAUCACCAUUUCUGGCACGCAGGAUCAGAUUCAGAAUGCCCAGUUCCUUCUACAGAACAGUGUGAAGCAGUUCUCUGGUCAUAUGGUGUAAAUCCAGGAGACUCAGAUUGAAGCAGACCCAGAUUGCCCCUUACCUGUAAACUAUCUGCCCCUGUCUGUCACAUCAGACUAUUAUUCUGGUUCAUGGAUGUCUUUUGUUUUGUGUUUUGUGUUUUUUUUCUUUCCUUUUUUUUUAGUUUAAUAUUUUGUAAUUUUUGUUUUUCUGACGAAAUGUCCCAACAUUCCUGUGCAUAUAAAAUGUAGGUGUUCUGCAUUUUUAGUAGCCCAUUAGUUUGUCAGAUCCUUUUUUUUAUACUCACAUCUGUCAAAAAUAUUCUUAAUCUCUUGAUAGACAAAAAUAAGCAACCUUUAUUUUUCGAUGGUCUUGUUUUUUAUGACGUCUUACGUGUUCGUGUCUCUGGUUCAAGUCUGUCCUGUGGGUGAGUGUGUAUGUUGGCACGUUUGGGUUUGUCUGUUUUUUAUAUAGGCCCCUUUACACACAGUUGUACCAUAUUACCACUCUGUGCAACUUUCAGAAUGUAAACUACAUUUGUUUUCACAUUGAACCAUUAAUAGUUUUUUUUUCUUCUUUCUGAUGAGAUGUGUAAAUUUUAUCCUUAUGAAUGGAUUUUGGGAUGUUUAAUUUGAGAUACUUGUACACAACAGUUACAGGACAGUGACAAAUUUCUUUUUUUUAAAAAUAUCAUUCAUAGUUGUGUGAUUUAAAAUAUUCAAGUUGGUUGAGACUUCCUCACAAGUGGACUUGUGUAGCUCGGAAUGAUUAAUAUACAAAUUAUACGGAACUCAACUCUUUUGUCCCCCCUCAAAUUCCCUGUGCUCUGUGCUUGUUUGCGCUCCGUGCUGUAGACUUCACUCUCUGAAAUUGUAAAAUGAAUAAAGAUGCCACUUUUUACUGAAA